Linnemannia hyalina is the source of this 702-nucleotide messenger RNA. NCBI's taxonomy places the organism in Eukaryota, Fungi, Mortierellomycota, Mortierellomycetes, Mortierellales, Mortierellaceae. The record is from the annotation of a GenBank genome assembly.
AUGAACUCAUUCAAGACUCUACGCGCACCCGCAGGACGACUCCUCUUCACAAGAACUCUCGCUGGCACCACCGCAAUCAGAGUCAGGGCUUCUGGCCAAGCAACCGCCAACCAGGUCCUGUCUUCCAGAGUUGCCUUUGCAAGCGCAGGAGCAGGAGCUGCCUUCACCACCCACAGCCAUACUCACGGCACCAAACACGACGGCGGUCCAACAACCAACUUUUUCGAGCUCAAGGCAAAGGGGAACCGUCACCAGGAAGUGAGCAUGAGCGACUUUGAAAACAAGGUCAUCCUAGUUGUCAAUGUCGCUUCCAAGUGUGGGUUUACCGACCAGUACGCCGAACUAGAGUCGAUCUACAAAAAGUACAAGGACAAGGGCUUCACCGUUAUUGGUUUCCCCUGCAACCAGUUUGGAGGUCAGGAACCUGGGACUGAAGAAGUAGAGAUUGAAUCGUUUUGUCAGGUCAACUUUGGGGUGACCUUCCCCUUGAUGGCCAAGAUUGACGUGAACGGCAAGAGCGAAGACCCAGUCUACACGUUCCUCAAGUCACAAAAGUCAGGACUAAUGGGUUUGACAAGGAUCAAGUGGAACUUUGAAAAGUUUUUAAUCCGUAAGGAUGGCACCGUCUACGAACGAUAUUCAUCCGCCACAUCACCCACAUCGAUCGCUAAAGACAUUGAAAAGCUUCUUGCAGAACAAUGA